AUGACUAAAGUUGGUAUGUCACUGACACAAAUUACAGCUGAUAAUUUCAAUGCUGCUACAAAGGAUUCCGAAAAAAUUGGCGACAUCCCUAUUGUUGAGGGUGUAUUCGAAGUUUUACCUCAAAAUAUCAAGAUAUUUGUGGUGGAGAAGGCCCUGCUGAUGACACCCAAUAAAAUAUACAUUGUGGACGGAUCUGAGCAACAAAUAGUAAAUCUGAAGAAAGAAUUGAUUGAUACAAAAUUAAUGGUACCAUUGAAAACCUAUGACAAUAAUUGGCUUGUUCGGACAGAUCCAAAGGAUGUAGCAUGUAUGAGAGAAAUGACUUGGAUUGUUACAAACGAUAAAUUUGAUAUCGAGUGCCAUGCGGCUUCCGAUGUAAAGUGGAAUUUCGGUCGGUGGAUGGAUCGGAAUCGGUGCAGUGAUGAAUUGGAUAGUCGUUUCCCGAAAUGUAUGGCUGGUCGUACACUAUAUGUAGUACCAUUUUCACUAGGCGCAACCGGUGCACCACUUUGCAUAUCCGGUGUAUUGUUAACAGAUACACCGUAUAUCGUACUGAUGAUGUGUAUCAUGACACGUGUUUCUCCUGAUGUUUGGCUGAAUAUAGGUGAGGAAGGUGAACAUGUGAGUUGUAUCCACUCUAUCGCUACGCCUCUGUCAACCCAAAAACAACAAAACUGGCGAUGUAAUCUGGAGAAGGCACUAACUGUGCAUCUUAUCAAUGAGAGACAAGUAUGGUCGUUUGGUACUACAUAUGGUUACAAUACUCUUACAAGCAUCAAAUGCUUCGGUUUACAAUUGGCAUCGGUAUUGGCUUACAAGAAUGAUUGGCUAGCAGAACAUAUGCUUAUCAUAGGUGUGAAACCCCCUGGAGGUGAAGAGCUUUUUAUAGCAGCAGCGUUUUCUUCAAGAACCGACAAAAUUAACUUAGCAACGAUGAAACCAUCGAUUAAGGGAUGGGAAGUACGCUGUAUUGGGUGUGACAUUGCAUGGCUUAAAUUUGGUUUGGAUGAUCGCCUCUAUGGAUAUAACCCAGCAAGUGGUAUUUUAUGCACCGCACCGGGUAGUAAUAAUAAAACCAGUCCACAUGCUAUCACUGCUAUAAGCAAAAAUACGAUAUUCACAAAUGUUGCCGAAACUGCCAAUGGGGAAUAUUUCUGGGAAGGACUAGAGCAAGAUAUUGAGAAUCCGGCAGUUGAAAUGAUCAAUUGGCAAGGACAAAAAUGGAAAAUAGGCCAAGAAGGCCGUGCAGCACAUACAGAUGCUUGCUAUUGUGUUCCGUUUGAACAGAUUCCAAAUAGACAUCCAGAAUGGGAUACAGAAAAUGGUGUACCCAUAUCGGCAAUCAUUUUUGGCACGAAUAGAUCCUUGGGCAUACCUCUUGUUACUGAAUCACUUUCAUGGCAGCAUGGAGUUUUCAUGGCUGCAUCGCUUCGGUCUGAAUCAACCUGUGCAAAAGAUUAUAAUGAACUCAAAGUAGAACACGACCCCAUGGCAAUGGGGUCAUUUAUUGGAUAUAACCUUGGGAAAUACUUGCAAUAUUGGCUGGACAUGGAUAGUUUAGGCCAUAAGGUACCCAAGAUUUUCUUUGUCAAUUUCUCCCAAAAAGAUUCCAAUGGAAAAUGCAUUUGGCCUGGAUGCGGUGAAAACAUUCGGAUUUUGGAAUGGAUCGUGAAGAAAGUUGGAGGUGCUAAGACGACAAUUUCUCGUACCACUGUCAUUGGCAAUAUUCCCACCGAAAAUAGCAUCAGCUGUUCUGGUUUGCCGAAAAUUGAUAUAAUCAAACUGCUAAAUGUGCAGAAAGACUUUUGGCUAGAAGAAGCUAAAGAGACACGAAGAUUCUUCGAGCAGCAAAUUGGUUCUGAUUUACCACCUAUCCUCAAGAAGGAAAUGGAAGAACAGGAGAAACGAAUAAAUGAAAUUUAAGAUAGGAGUAAACAAUCAUUUAUCAAAAUGCAACAUGCACAUAAAAAUAACUCAGUACAGCGUCAAGUUUUCCCUUUUUUUAUUUUGUGUUAGAAUUAACUCGCUAAAAUCUGAGAUGAAAAAUGCUAUUUGUUUCUUUCUAGUUUUUCGCUCUUACUGGUGGAUCAAAUCAGCUUGAAGUUCAAUCAUUCAAGUCUGAUAAUUUAGGCAGUUGGUGUCUGCUUAUCAAUUGAAACUAAAUUAGUAGUGACAUCGAGACACUGCAGAUAAUUCUGGAUUUUAUCAAGUCGAAAUAUAUAAAGAUGAAGUAUAAAUAUUCCUAUACCCAGUGCUAUCUUCAUCUAACCCGGAAUUUAGUGCUUCAAAUUUGCAGUUCAAACUGCUUAAUCUGAAUUAGAUGUAGUAGUGCACCAGGAAUAUAUUUCCU
Molecule: messenger RNA, 2350 nt
Organism: Loa loa (African eye worm)
Lineage: Eukaryota; Metazoa; Nematoda; Chromadorea; Rhabditida; Onchocercidae
Product: phosphoenolpyruvate carboxykinase
Exons: 12
Coding region: 1-1923 (640 amino acids)
Biological process (GO): cellular response to glucose stimulus; hepatocyte differentiation; cellular response to insulin stimulus
Cellular component (GO): cytosol
Molecular function (GO): phosphoenolpyruvate carboxykinase (GTP) activity; GTP binding; manganese ion binding
Source: RefSeq, a predicted model, not a curated record